Poecilia reticulata (guppy) is the source of this 4823-nucleotide messenger RNA. The record is from RefSeq and is a predicted model, not a curated record. Lineage: Eukaryota; Metazoa; Chordata; Actinopteri; Cyprinodontiformes; Poeciliidae.
AUGCUGACUGUGGCUGCAGCUUUGAGGGUCACUACUACCACUCAGGAGAAACUGUCAUACUGGAUGCAGACUGUGGGAGGCGCUGUACAUGYAGCUAUGGCUCCAUGACUUGCAGCUCUCACAGCUGUGGUCAACAUGAAUCCUGCAGKGUGGAGRAUGGAGUAAGAGGAUGUACACCAAACAGCUUUGCAACAUGUUGGAUCAGAGGCCCAGGAUCAUAUCAUACAUUUGAUGGAGUGAUGUACCAGUACCCAGGAGCAUGUCGCCUGACCCUUGCCAAAGUUAUGGGAUCCUCUAAUCAUUCGCACUUCAUGGUUACUGUGGAAAAGGUUCCACAGGGGCUGCAGGGUUUCUCCAAUGUGCUAAAGUUUGAGGCAGAGGGAACACAAGUUACUAUUGAGAUGGCAAGUAGUAGCACUGUUAAGGUUGAUGGACAGCUGAUCAGACUGCCAUUCAGCUCUGGGUCCAACAGAAUCCGCAUYUUCCAAAGCAGCACUCACAGCGUCUUCCUUCGCACAGACUUUGGUGUAACUCUGCAGACUGUCUGGCCUCACUUUGUCCGUGUCACUGCACCAGGUGUCUACAGUGGUUYAUUAGGUGGACUWUGUGGAAACUACAAUGCUGACCAGCAUGAUGAUUUCCGUACACCCAAUGGCUCUCUGGUCAGUGACUCCCAGGUGUUUGGGGACAGUUGGCGAGAUGGCUCCCUGGCAGAUCACUGCGUGGAAAGCAGACCUCGUAACUCUGCCACUAAUUUCAAUUCCACUGAGUACUGUGGAGUUCUUACUUCACACACUGGACCAUUUAGAUCAUGUUGGGCUGCAGUGAACCCAUGGCAACAGGUAGAUGCAUGUGUAGGAAUCCUUCAAGGCUCCAGAGAUCCAACAUCAACAUUAUGUGAGGUCCUACGAGAUUAUGCACUGAUGUGCCAACAUAACGGUGUAUCCCUGGGACAGUGGAGGAAUGCAACWGGCUGUGAACUAACCUGUCCAUCAAACAGCCAUUAUGAACUCUGUGGAAGUUCAUGUCCAUCUUCCUGCCCCAGCCUCUCCUUCCCCUUCACCUGUGACACUCAGUGCCAGGAGGGGUGCCAGUGUAAUGAUGGGUUUGUCCUCARUGGUAACCAGUGUGUGCCUCCAACAUCCUGUGGAUGCUUUCAUGAUGGACGCUACCGGCAAGCUGGUGAACAAUUCUGGGACGGGGAAGAAUGUCAGAGCUUUUGCACCUGUAAUGGUGUCACUGGUAUAGUCCAGUGUUCCCCAAAUGCAUGUGGACCUCAGGAGUCCUGCCAUAUUGUGGGGGGUGAGUUUGGCUGCCAUCCCAAUCCUCAUGGUACCUGCUCUGCCUCUGGAGACCCUCACUACCUGACCUUUGAUGGCAAGGCCUACGACUUCCAGGGAACCUGCCGCUAUGUUCUGGCAACAGUUUGCAAUGACACURUGGACCUUCACCAGUUUUCUGUGAAAGCAAAGAAUGAACCGUGGUUUGGACUGCCAGUUUCUAUCACGGCUGAAGUUGCUGUUGAUGUCUUUGGCUAUAAAGUGCGUAUGUCGAGAGGCAACUGGGGGACCGUGGAGGUGAAUGGAAUCACAAGACACCUGCCAAUUGUCUUCAAUGGAAGCCUGUCAAUUUUUGGAAGUGGAUCUCAAACAUUUGUCAACACAGAGUUUGGACUGAGUGUCAUGUAUGAUGGAAGUAGCACAGUGUCCAUUUCUGUCCCGCCAAGCUACAGAGGAAACAUGUGUGGACUUUGUGGAAACUUCAAUGGAAAUCCAAAUGAUGACUUCCACACUCCAAGUGGAGCAUCGUCCAACUCAGCAGAUGUUUUUGGGGCAGCUUGGAAGGUUCCUGGGAACUACACCUGUAGUGACGGCUGUGGCUCUUCAUGCGCACAAUGCAACGAUGAUCGAUCUGCCAGAGCCCAGUGUGAGGUGAUUCAGGCAGCUGACGGCCCCUUCAGCUUCUGCCAUGAGGAGGUGGAUCCAGCACCGUAUUUUAGAGACUGCGUCUUUGAUGUCUGCGUGUCAGAAAAUCGAGGCAGUGAUCUUCUGUGCAGGGCUCUAGAGACAUAUGUCAGUGCCUGUCAGUCUGCUAAUGUCCGAGUCUAUCCUUGGAGGCAAAACACCACUUGCAGAAUGGACUGCCCAGCCAACAGCCAUUAUGAGCUCUGUGGAACAGACUGUGGCCACACCUGUGCCAGCAGCAUCGAUGCUGCCUGUGACCAUGUUUGCUCUGAGGGAUGUUUCUGUGAUGAAGGUUUUUCCAGGAGUGGAACAAGCUGUGUCCCUGUGGAAAGUUGUGGCUGCCAGCAUGAUGGAUUCUACUUCAAUGCUGGUGAGUCCUUUUGGACAGACGGUUGUUCCCAACGGUGUGAAUGUCAAGCGCCCAAUGUCCUGAACUGCAGUCCCUCAUCAUGCACUCCUGCACAAGAGUGCACCAUCAGAGAUGGCCAUCUGGGCUGUUAUGAYRCCAUGUCUACCUGUACUGUAUGGGGUGAUCCACAUUACAUCACCUUYGAUGGAGCCCUGGCUCAUUUUCAGGGAUCAUGCUCUUACAUCAUCACUGAGAGUUUGAGCCACAGCAACAAUGAAACUCAGUACAAAGUUGUGGCCACCAACAAACACAGAGGAAACAACMUUGUGUCUUUUGUGUCAUCAGUGGAUAUAUACCUCUCAAAUCCUCAUCAGAGAGUUAAUGUCAGGCUUGAACCUAACAAGAGAGUGAAGGUAAAUGGAGAUGAGGUUUCUCUUCCUACCACUGCAGGAACUUUUGGUCAGGUGAUGAAGCAGGGAAGUUACAUAGUGUUUGAUGCUGUUGAUGUUGUAGUCCAGUUUGAUGGCUCYAGUACUUUACUGGUCAGGAUGGCCCGAAACUAUCAGAACAGAGUCAGUGGGAUGUGUGGGAACUUCAAUGGUGAUCCCACUGAUGACAAAGUUUUGCCCAAUGGUACUUUGGCAGAAAACGACAACCAAUUUGGCCACAGCUGGAGAUCAGAGACAAGCCAAGCAGGAUGUGGAUCCUCUGAUGAGAGUAGUGGUGAUGGACUAAGUGACUGCCRCUUCAUAGAAGAAUACACAGAACUCUGCAGAGUCAUCACCAACACCAGCGGCCCAUUCAGUUCUUGUCACCUGCAUUCUGACCCACAACCMUUYYUCAYUUCCUGUGUUUACGAUCUCUGCCUCUACACACCAGCCAAUGGCAUGCUGUGUUCUGCUGUCUCUGCUUAUGAGAAAACCUGCACCAAUUUAGGUCUAAGCAUUCCUGACUGGCGCUCUCCUUUGCAUUGUGCUGAGACGGACCCUUGUGAACAGCUGGACUGUGCAGAGUAUGAGUGGUGUGGUAAGAAAAAUGGUGUGUACGGCUGCUUCUGUGAUGAGCACCAUCAUCGACCCAACAAUGAGAGCUACGACGCAAACAUUGAAUGUUCCAGCAGUUCUGGCACCAUGUCAGUAUCUCGCUGCCAGCUGUUUGAAGCGGGCUUCCACUCCAGUGCUCUCCAUCUCCGAGACARCUCCUGCAACGGGACUCUUCAGGACGGACGACUCGUCUUCCAUUUUGACAAUGACAACCAUCUGUGUGGGACAGCUCUUAGGAGCAAUGGAACUCACUUCAUGUAUGAGAACACUAUUCAGGGGAAUGUGGAUCCUCAUGGAGGUUUGAUCAGCCGUCAGAGGAAUCUUCAUCUGGAUUUCUCCUGUAUUUUCCCUCUGGCUCAGGCUCUGUCAAUGGCUGUGGGCAUCAAUCCUGUGGAGAGCAUUUUGAGGAAGAAGCUUCCUGCUGGCACUGGAUCGUAUAGUGUGAGGAUGAUCCCCUAUGAGGAUGAAGAUUUCCUCUCCCCCUUCAGCACUAAUGGAAACAUAGAACUGGAAGUCGAUGAGAUGUUUUACUUGGAGGUGCGAACAGAAGGGGUGGAUCAGCGCCAAUUUGCCACCGUUCUGGACUCUUGCUGGGCCACGCCAGUCAACCAAGCAAACUACCCUGUCCGCUGGGAUCUCAUUGCUUCGCAGUGUCCUAAUCCAGAAGAUGGAACCGUAGAGGUGAUUCAGAACGGUGUCUCCACUGUGUCUCGUUUCUCCUUCAGGAUGUUCACCUUCACCAACCACACAGAGAUUUACUUGCACUGCAGUGUCCACUURUGUCUUUUGAGCAGCAACAACUGCAGAGCUCAUUGCUACCCAGGUCACCACACUCUAUUCAAGAGGGAUGUAUCUUACCAUGACUCUGCAGCUCUGUCAAUUGGACCACUGGUGCUUGUGGCACAACCAAACACCGGUGGACUAAUCCAAAGAAAUGGUGUUAAUCCAAAGAUGUUGAAGUCAGAUGGUACAGGCCACCUGGCAUCAAUUGUUACCCUGAUUGUCAGUUUACUGAUGACCAGAAUUCUGGUCAAUUGAUAUCAAAGAAUAAUCAGACUUUAAAAUCCAGUAAAUUUGUAUUACCUAUAAGAGGUGUUCUCUCUGUUUUAGUUUGUACUCCUAAUUAGGCAAGAAACAGAACUAAUUUUGCUUUUCUAACAUCUAGCACUGUUGUGUUUUAGAUCAUUUGUAGGAUUAAUGAAAUGUUCAGUUUUCUUGUUUCUUUUCUGGGAUUUGUUUAAUCAGUUAAUUUUGGUAAUAUCACAAGAUGUUAAAUAUUAACUCUCUUGAAUUUAAGGUUACAUGCAUACAAAGCUAAUUAAUGUUUGGAGGAAUGAUCUAAAGUGUCAAAUUGAAUGAAAUGAAGUAUAAUUUUGUCAUUAUCUAGAUUCUGUUUAAGGAAAUUUUAUGUGGUGGGAGAUACAUGUACUCUGUUAUGAAAUGGAUUAAUAAAAAAAUUCAAAUGAA